Messenger RNA from Styela clava, 2555 nucleotides. RefSeq lists its product as uncharacterized. The record is from RefSeq and is a predicted model, not a curated record. Lineage: Eukaryota; Metazoa; Chordata; Ascidiacea; Stolidobranchia; Styelidae.
UGAUCUACUGAAAAACAAGUUUACCAUUUUUUCAACAUGAAAUACAAAUCACGAUUAUUUGUCUACUAAGAUCAUACUUAACAAAUAGGUAUUUUGAGACUUCUAUAAUUUUGGUUGAAAGUACAUUAUCUGAGAGAAGCAGUAUGUCGUCACCGACAGCGAAUUUGGAACCUACUGACUAUCAAACACAUGAACCCGAACGCACAGAACUAAGAUCGGAUACUUUGCGACGAAACUAUGGAGAUGUAACACCGUAUGGAACGCUUCCCAGACAAAGUUCUUGUGAAGAUCAUGACGAUGCUGAGCAGAUUGAGCGAGAUGAAAUAGGCCGAUUAUCGCCAACGAAAGAUACCGCUACUCGCCGUCACGUUUCUCCGACUAUGGCGUCAUCAACUGGAACCAUGAGAUCAUCAGGAUCGCAAGGAACAACUUUAAGGAGAUCGAAGGGUGGGUUUUAUACUCGCUCGGAAGAAGAAGCUGCGCCCAUGCAAAAUCUAGGAUAUAUUGAUUUUAUGCCUAAAAAGAAGCACCAAUCCAUUCAAGCAUCUAAAAACUACCAUGGCUUUUCUUCGUGCGUCACAGAAGCUAAUAAAUUCUUGGAACAGAAUCCUCACAUUCAAAUAAAAAAUUGUGAGAGUUUGUAUCAAAGAUUAGAUCACAAUCACAGAGUCAAUCCCGAAUCAACAACAUCACAUGAUCGAUCCUACGUUAUAGGAUUAAGGCUCUGGUAUAGUUUACCUGAAGUAACAGAAAACGAAGUUUUUGUUGCACCCGAAUCAAUUGCGCCAUCAGAUGAAACUCAAACAACGUCAGUACCUACGACGUCAUCUUCCCGAAGCUCGGAUACUCACUCGAACAAAGAGAGAAAUGCUAGAAAACUCUGCUACAUGAACAUUUUACCUGAGAGCACAAACAAGGAUAAAAAUACAACUACCAUGCCGAAACAUCGAGAUCGACCGCCUUUCACUGGCAUGAAAAGUACGCUGCGAAAAUUGAACGAGGCAAUAUCUAAAAAUCAAAUAACGGGUCAUAUAAUCAACGUCGAGUCAAUACCAAUCAACUAUUCGCAUGCUUUUCGUGAUGCUGGAGAUUUGGAUCCUGACCACGGAUAUUGGUGUCUGGAUUAUCACGGAAGAUGGAAUUUUUUCAUCAUCCGAGUUUUCUACAUCGAAGAUAAACAGGUCACGGGCGAAUAUGACAUUGGAUUUGAAGACUUUUCACCGUCUAAAACAAAGCAGGGUGACAAUGUUUCGUUUUCCGGAUUUUCGUCUUUGAGUAAAAAAGCAAGCCGUUGGCUGUCAAGUGAACCCGGAAUCUCUAUCGUGGGUUCUCAAGCCAUUGAAAUCCCUUUCAAUCAGAAGCAAGAAGAGCAAAAAGCGUUCAACACAAGCUGCUCGUUCUAUGAAACAUCAAAAAUAAGUGCUCAGUUACAUACACUGAAAUUCCUGCGAAUAUGGUUCGCUCGUGGUGAAAGACAGACUGUCCAAUCGUCAUCUUCGGAAACACAGAUUGCUCAAGAAUCUCCCCAUCCACCUCUGCCUAGAACAUUUAGACCGGGAAUAGCGAUUCGCACUGUUCUACCCUGCCAAAUCACUACAGCAGGUUGUUGUGGAAUACGGAGACCAAUUUUUGCAACUACUGAGGAUACAAUACAAAGAAUAAAUGAGUGGAUUGCUAUUACAGGUGCUGAUGUCAUUUGCGUCCAGACUGACAAUAUCGAAAAAUGGAGAGGACAACAAUGCCAACUAGGGAAAGAUUUUUCUGAAAAAACAUACAACAAAGCUGACUAUUCAAGCGCAGUUGCCGCGAAUUCAGUAGAAUAUAGAUUGGCUGCUCUUAGGAUCUUCAUUCGCGCUGAUUCACAAGGCAGAUUUCCAGAGCCGGAAACAAAAGAAUUACUGGGCGCUCCAAAGCCAGUAGAACCUUGUUGUUGUUUUGUAGGCUGUGCUGUCAUGUGAGCACAAUUGAUAUAAUGUUGCCCAUGUUCGUGACAUUUAGUACGCAUUCACCGACGUUAAUAAUAUUUUGCAUAUCAGUUCAUAUUUACAAUUCCUGGCCGCACAAUUCGAUACCACAUGAGCAAUUAUAGAGUCUUUUCAAUGCUUUGUGUUUUGCACGAUCCCUAAUGUCACGUAACAUGAAAACUACAGAAAGCCCAGUUUAUGGAGAAUAAUGCCGAAAGUAUGUUUUGUACCAUUGUGCCCGAUACAGUUUGGUCUGUUUUCAUCUCAGCCCAUAACAAUGCUUUCCGAGCUAAGUGUUGUCAACUUCAGUCGCCUUGCUCAGUACGUAAAAAGUAUGAUUAAUGGUGUUAGGAAACAAAAUAUGAAUGUAAAAAUCCAUUCGGAAUCUUAAACAAAUUUCGAUAGAUUAACCGUUGGUAUAUUUAGAGUAGGUUCAUGUUUUUAAUGUUUUGAUAAAUCUCAGGUGCUGUAUUUUUGUGUUUUGUGAUUAGUCUUUUUAUGUAAAUAUUUGCUUGACGAUUAUACCAGAAUAUAAUUCUUGAAGUUUGAAUAAAAGAAAACCAAUUUGAGAAUUUUUAACUAGUUUAUUUU